This is a messenger RNA of Ixodes scapularis (black-legged tick), 6151 nucleotides long. RefSeq names its product general transcription factor 3C polypeptide 1. Gene Ontology annotation, cellular component: transcription factor TFIIIC complex. NCBI's taxonomy places the organism in Eukaryota, Metazoa, Arthropoda, Arachnida, Ixodida, Ixodidae. The transcript has a single exon. Gene Ontology annotation, molecular function: DNA binding. The coding region runs from base 113 to 5911 and encodes 1932 amino acids. The record is from RefSeq and is a predicted model, not a curated record. Gene Ontology annotation, biological process: transcription initiation at RNA polymerase III promoter; 5S class rRNA transcription by RNA polymerase III.
CGAGGGUCCAUCAUGGACGCGUUCCAUGUAAAUCACGCGGGUGCAGUGGAGGUCCUCGGAAUCUUGUUUGAAAUGGCUAGAAUCGGAAAAUAGCCCAUUCGCCCAAUUGCAGAUGGCGGACAACGACUUCUAUGCCGCCUGCAUCGAAGAGAUAGCCCUGGAGGGCCUCGAUGGCAUCACCUUACAGGCCCUGUGGAUCCGUCUCAAGGAUCGACCGAAGUUCCCGUUCGCUUUGGACGACAAGUCGAAAGCCUUCAUCUGGCGAAGCAUCGUCCCUGAUGCACGGCUAGAUUUCUACCGACUCCAAGAGCCACGUCAGGAACUGGUGCUCUACGACCGGUACAAGCACGUCGACCCGGACUCAGGAUAUGUGAUCGAACCGAAGGUCCUGCCGCCGGACCUCUACCCCGUGGAACUGGUGAACAAGAACGGACAGCGAGGCUCGUGCUCCACCUUUGACAGCCGCGUCAACGUCAGCGAAAAGGUCCGCAAGGCGAAACUGACUCUCGAAGCGGUCGUGAAGCAAUGGGGAAACUCGCUCGUGAUCGUCGCAGACCAGGCGACCCGAGAACGGGCGCUGAUCGGACCCUGCAACUCGGUGAAGGACCUCGACCUCUCCGACGUGAAGUACGCGGUCCUCGAGCGCAUCGGGCGCACUCGCUACGCGGGGCUAACGACGCAGGGCAAGCAGGACAUGAAGGUUUUCCAGCUGACCAACGCGUCCAUGUUCCUCCUGCGCAAGCAGCUCGUUCAGCGGCACCUCAUCACGAAGCAGCUCUACUACCAGCGCUCCGAUCACAAGCAGUCCGGAACUGGGUUUUUGCUCCACCUGCCCCGGUUUUUCGUCGAGGUCCAGACCAAGUUCAAGAUGCUGACGAGGGAGCUGUGCGCGCUUUUGGACACAAAGCCCCUGAAGCGUGAGGUCCUCCGGAAGGUCCGUGCGGAGAUGGGUCUCAAGAACGCCGUCUUCAAGAGGCUGAUUAACUCUGCCGCCGUACCGUAUGUGACGCAGUACACGAUGGCUUACAACGAACUUUACCCGGACACGCCGGAGAAGCAGUGGUACACCAAAAACACUGGAAUGAAGCUCCUUCGUGUCAUUGAGCUCACCAAAUCGUUUGAAGAGGAAGAGGCUGAAGGAGCAGAAGGGGACGACGACGGGGAAGAGAUGGAGAGCCAGUCGAGCAUCGCAAUGUUCUACGACCCGCGCAAGUACAUCUAUGACUUGCCAAGGCUAGACCAGGCCUACAGGGAACUGCAGCGAGCCGGCACGAAAGGUGCGACACUUCGGGAACUGGCGCAGCUCAUGUCAACAACACGACUGGAAGCUCGUCCCCUCCUGAAAGCCCUUCUCUUCAGGAAACUGGUGGUGCCGUACAGGGAAGACGUUGGCCGUCAGAGAGUGACACGCUACUUCACCCCGGAGUUUGCAUCGCAGUCGGAGACUCACAAGAAGUUUGCGGCAGAGAAGAAGCGAAUGCUCGAGCAAGCGAGCAAAUGUCCCCCUGCUAAGAGGCAGCGGGUGUCUCAGAGGACGGAUAUCUCUGAAGUCAAGCCACCUGCUUCGGAGAACGCGCCAAUGAAGCAAGGGACUGGAGACGAGGUUCCGAGCGAAGAGUGCGACCAACCCACCAUUACAGUGGAGGCCAGCAACGAACCACUCUCUAAGAAAAUAAAGACAAAGGGUUGUACGGUGUUGAGCUUCCCGAGCACUUCCGGCAUUAUCAACAAGAGGCAGUCCCUGCAGGAGCUGCUCCCCUCUUACAAAAUGCUUAUGAGGGCCAACAGGAUCAUUGACUACGUCAAGGCUGAAAAGUUGGUUGCCGAUUUAACAAGGCUUCUCAAGACACUGCAAAAGCAAGAGCUGGAAGAGGGCUACAAGCUGAAGCUGGACAAGGUCUCUUUAGAGCGGCUGCUUUACAAGCUCUGCAAGAGCGGUUAUCUGAAGUCCAUACGGACUACUCUGCGGUUGGGAGAAAAGGAGAAGAAUUUGCAGUUCAUCUGCCACCCCGAUGUCACUAAAGACGACGAGCUGGUCAGGUCGACCAUCGAACAAGCCAAGUUCAAGUAUUUCGCCAUACACAACGAAAACAAUAAACCUCAAGCUCCCAAAAGCCCCGAGCUUACGGAGUGCUCCAAGAUGGAGUACAACCCUUCGAUGGGCCGCUUCUAUGGCUCUCAGCCCAAGUUCCGCCGGAUGCAGCUGUGCUACAGCUUUAUCCACUACAUGCUGUAUACUUAUGAUGGGGCACCCCUAGGGCACUUGGAUGACGAUCCAUCGGCUCCAAUGCGCUACCAGGAAGGCAUCAGUUGGAAGACGUUCGUGGCUCCACUCCCAGCAAACCCGAGCACACCCAAGGGGUGGCUCCUCUUCAGUGACAUCUUGCUCUCGCUGCCGCUCUCCCUUUUUGUCAAGAUUGUGAGCUGCAUUAAGUACAAGAUAGAAGGGUUGGACGAAUACCUGCAGCACAAUGUGAGGUGCCACUACCUGAUACGCAGCCUUCCUGUUAAGCUCAGGAACGCCUUGCUUUUCGCGAGGCGCUACAUAUACUCCAUCCAUGAAACGAUCAAGAGGCUGUCCUUUGUUGGGCUGCUCACAUUUGGACCGCAGCGCCUCAAGGAAAAGGAUCAAGUGUAUCUUUUCCUUCACAAGCGCAUCACCAUCAAAGACACUGCCUGCUCGGCCCCGGGGUACCACCAGAUCUCACCAGACACAGAGUAUCCUCUCAAAGACUACUUUCUUGAGACUGAAGAGGACGUCAACCGGUUCUGGUUUGACUUAGAAGGCAUCUGCCUCAGCACUCCUUUGGGAACAGCCCAGACGAUGCGCGGCCAGGUAAUUGAGCUGCAGAACCUCUACAAGAAGCCAGCAAUGAUUGAGGCAUCCAAGAACAGAGAGUUUGGUGAGGAAGUGGACACCGGUUCAAUACCAGGGGACCAGCUAGGUGCAGCCGGCUUUGAUUCUGCACUCUUUGCACACCUUAAAAGAAAUUGGAACUACACGACCACUGUGGUCUUGAAGACACCUGGACUGAUGACCGUGUCACAAAAGGAAAAGUCAAAGCCGCUGGAGAACUACAUUGAAUACCUGGAUAAGACUGGGAAGGAGACCGACGGCGGUACUGCACGGAAGCAGAAACAGAAACAGAGGCUCUCAAGGCUCCGAUCAACCAUUUCCCGCAUGUCUGUGUACUAUCCAAAGCCGGGAGCACCAAGCACAGAUCCGGUGGCCAUUCCUGUUGUCAUCAAUGGCUCUAGAGAGAGGAGUAAGGCUUCAGAGGAAGCCAAGAAAAGAACUCUAUUUAGGAGAAAGCCCCAUAGCAUCUUCAGAGUGCUGAAACGAUGCGGGCGCGCUAAGAAACGAAGACCGUACUAUGAUGACAAGGACAUGGCUGCCCUGAAGCAGAUGCGAUUCAUGCGUGUUGCAUGGAGCUCUCAAGAAGACAUAGUCUUGUUAAUGUGUAAAGUGGCCUCUUGGUUCUUGGACCCACACCAGCCUAAAAUGGUUGUGCCCUUCACGGCCGUUAGGGAUAUUCUCCAUGAGCACUUUCCCGAGCUCAGCAAGGACAAGACGUCCCGUGCCUGUCAAAGGCGGCUGCGCUUCAUGCUGCUCAAUCCAGCCACAAAGGCCAAUGCCUCCGUGUUCCUCUGUGAGGCACGGCAGGACCAAAAGCUUACAGAAAUGUUUUAUGGUCCCAAGCCAGUGAAGAGUGCGGAGGAUGCGUGGAUCCACAUGUUGAGAACGGUUCUGGACCACCUGAUGAUCAAGUUCAGCAAAAGCCCUCAGGAGCGGCACCGUGCGAUUGCCCUUCCAAAGACAGUAGAAGAGCUCAAGGAUCAGUACAACAUCCUGGUGAGCGGACAGUGUUUGCCUGACAGCUGGUCGUACCAGGAACCCCACAAUAUUGUAGACAUUCACUUUACCACGGUGGGCAUCAUCAUCAUCUCGUCCUUUGGCGCUGAUGACGGGAAGACAAGUUGGUCGCUGAUCUUGUAUAGGAUCUAUGAGCUCUAUCCAGACAAGCUGAUCCGAUCAGUGACUGCAAGGCUUAGGCACAACAGUGUCAUUUGCAGGAAGAAGUGCCAUGCCAAAAAGCAGUUCAGCUCACUCAACAUGUCCAUGCUGCCUUUCACGCUGUCAGGGCGGUUCCAGUUUGAGCUCAUGCGACGCUUUGCACCAGAGAAUUUUGUGAAUAUGGCUCAGUUACUGACUACCCUAUUUAAAAAUCAGACUUCUGGGGAGAAGUUUACAACUGUUGAUGCUGUCGAUCCUCCACAUGCAGUGCUUUUAAUCACGCUGAUCAUGAUGAAGAAGGUAGACUAUGUCAUUGAUGUUCCACAGGCAAUUGUCGACUUUGACAGCAAAGUUUGUGAAGAUAAUGGAAACCCUUGCAAGGUUGUCACAAAGGGUCCACCCAGUGAAAGCCCAUUGGCAGGUAGUUGCUCAUACAGUGACAGUCUUAGUAACCUACACAUCGAAACUUCUGGAAGCAAUGCGAAAGCAUCUCGGAGCUUCCUUUACAUGCUCAGGCAGGACAUGACAAAGGCUUUAGAGUUUACCUCUCUGCGGCCCCAGGACUAUGUCAUUAUUAAGCCGUGCAAGAUAAGCUUUGGCCUGUCAGACGGUGAUGUUCUUGCCAGAUGCACCGUCGAGGAACCAACUGACAAGUCAUACAAACUCAAGAUCCGAAGUCCUGUUUACGACAAGCUCGUGCAAGAACAAAGAGAAGUUCUUGCAGCAAACGCAUGCGAGCUCUUGUGGACUGCAGAGGACAUUAGCAAAGCUUAUGCGGAUCACGGAAAGAAUGAUGCUGAGGCAAACUUUGCUCAUGGGCUGUAUGCCCUGAUAGUCGACAGGAAGGAGCUUGGCAUCACAUUCACCACUCUGUGUGAAACAUUUCAUUUGAAUGUAACCAGUGCAGUUCUUGAGUCCCACUUGGAUGUGUUGGUGAGUUGCAAGGCCAUUGUGCGAGCAGGAGUGACCUGUGUGCGGUACAUUGCAUUGCUUCACGCCAAGCCUUGGAUGGUACGAGCAGUCAAGAUCCCCAAAGACUUGCGGUCGCUUGCGACUGCACUCGGUGAACAAGAGCUGGCUCGAAAGGCCAAGGCAAGAAAGACUUCCUCUUCAGCAGAGGACGAAGCCAUGGAGGAACCGUCUGCUGUGGACACCUCCCCAAUGGUAGUCGAUGAAAACACAGCUGAAGUCUCUCCUAUGUCGGUUGACGAGAGCCCAGCAGGUGUAUCUGCAAUGGAAGUGGACGACAGCACAGCCGACAAUUGUGAUCUGUCUACAUAUGCCAAGUCUCCAGCUGAUGAAGUCAAAUCGAGUGACUUUGUAAAUACAAUGCAGAAACCAGACAAUGGUGAAGCUUCUGUGCUCAAAGUUAAAGAUGAUCCCAACAGUGCUGUGACAGUGACGGAACCCAAGAAAACGCAGCAGACUUCUCCAGGACAGCGACCAGCAACACGAGGAGCUGUCUUUAAUCGCACAUGCAUUGAAGCGAUGUCUCGCAACAUAAACAUGGAAAAGUUGGAGAAGAUCAUGUACAUUCCGCGACUGUGGAAGAAGCCCGACGGCACGCUCAACCGAGCGCUGCUCCACAAAUACAUGUCUGCUGUGCUGUCGUUCGUUAUGGACAAUCCUGGCAUUACGGAAGAGUCCAUGCGGACCUCAUUUGCGAAGCAUAUUGGACCGUGCAUCCAGACUUUGGACGUGCUCAGGAUGUUAGAGGAGAUUGGGUGCAUCAAGCGAUUUUACUUCAGGUCGGGCACUUCCAAGUGCACACUGUUCUCCGAGAGAAGGACGGCUGUUUUUUCCGAAGUGUACGAAGUCAACGACGAUGUCUGCUUUGAGGGCACCAUGGAGGCGUUACUGAACUUUGCGGCAUUCACAUCUUAUUUUCUCAAGUGAAGGGAGAGACAAGAGUUUUGUACAGCUUUCAUUUUGUAAAUGACUCGUUUUUUUGUUGAGAAGUACAUAAUGCUUAUUUACUUUUGAUGUAUUGUUUUUCAGUAUUCAGGUUAGCCUGCAGCUGUUUUUGAGUCUUGCCUGAUACAUGUUCAAGUCAUAUUUCUGCGCAAGAUACCACCAUUAUCAAAUUCUGUAUAGCCCAUCCGGUUUUUCGAAAUAAAUAUUGCUUAUCAUUUCAAA